This is a messenger RNA of Pseudophryne corroboree (corroboree frog), 11952 nucleotides long. RefSeq names its product cyclin T1 (gene CCNT1). The record is from RefSeq and is a predicted model, not a curated record. Lineage: Eukaryota; Metazoa; Chordata; Amphibia; Anura; Myobatrachidae. The transcript is spliced from 10 exons. Gene Ontology annotation, biological process: positive regulation of DNA-templated transcription, elongation; regulation of transcription by RNA polymerase II. The coding region runs from base 13 to 2121 and encodes 702 amino acids. Gene Ontology annotation, molecular function: cyclin-dependent protein serine/threonine kinase activator activity. Gene Ontology annotation, cellular component: nucleus; cyclin/CDK positive transcription elongation factor complex.
CCCAAGCGGCUCAUGACUUCCGGCGUGCGCGCUCUCCAAAGAACAACGGCGCCACCGCCUUUCCGGCUUCCGUACGUGCGCGUCCCCACCUGCACCGUCAUGGCGCCGCCGAGCCGCUGGUACUUCACCCGGGAACAGCUAGAGCGCAGCCCGUCCCGCCGCGCCGGACUGGACCCGGACAAGGAGCUUUCGUACCGGCAGCAGGCGGCCAAUCUUCUCCAAGACAUGGGCCAACGCCUCAACGUAUCUCAACUGACAAUUAAUACGGCUAUUGUAUACAUGCAUCGCUUCUACAUGGUCCAGUCAUUCACGCGGUUCCACCGUAACACUGUAGCACCUGCUGCUCUGUUUUUGGCAGCGAAGGUGGAGGAACAGCCGCGGAAGUUAGAGUAUGUCAUCAAGGUUGCUCAUGCUUGCCUGAAUCCUCAGGAACCUGCGCCUGACACUCGAAGUGAGGCAUACCUGCAACAAGCCCAAGACCUGGUCAUUCUAGAGAGCAUUAUACUGCAGACCCUGGGUUUUGAAAUUACCAUUGAUCACCCUCAUACUCAUGUAGUGAAAUGCACACAGCUAGUUAGAGUUGACAGAAAUCUUGAGCGAGGCCUGGUAGAGACUGGAUACGAGGUUCAGGUUCCGCGGAGGUUUCAGUUCAACUAUCCCAUCUCGGAAGAAGAUACUGCGAGCAAGGACCUGGCCCAGACAUCCUACUUCAUGGCAACCAACAGCCUGCAUUUAACCACGUUCAGCCUUCAGUACACCCCUCCGGUAGUGGCUUGUGUCUGCAUCCAUUUGGCCUGUAAGUGGUCUAACUGGGAGAUCCCUGUAUCAACAGACGGAAAGCCGUGGUGGGAGUAUGUGGAUGUGACAGUAACAUUGAAACUUUUGGAUGAACUGACACAUGAGUUUCUUCAAAUCCUAGAGAAAACUCCCAAUCGUUUGAAGGGCAUAAGGAACUGGAGAAUCAAUCAGGCAAACCAAAAACCCAAAGAGGAUGGCUGUGAAGAUGAGGAUGGUAAUGACAGCCUCUCUGAGCAGACAAUACUACGAAUGCUUUCCCGCAGUGGUGUGAUGAGCAACUCCCCCUUUUCUGAUUCUUCUUCGCAGUCAUUCUCCGUAUCAAACCUGGAUUCUGGAAUAUAUGGAGGAUCAUGGGGCGCUCCACUAAAUAACCAGCUUGAGCAAAAUAGGACUAGUGAGCACAAUGCAUGCAUAGACCAGUCUCAGUUACCGGUCAACAAACCAGCACCCAUUGCUAAAGUUUCUCUGAAGGAGUAUCGUGCAAAACAUGCUGAAGAGUUAGCUGCACAGAAACGCCAGCUGGAACAUAUGGGAGCCAGUCUAAAGGAACAGUAUGCAUGUGCUGCGCAGAACCUUCUUAUUCAGCAGCAGAGAGAUCGUGACAGGGAAAGUCACACCUCACCUAUCAUUCUGAAGAUACCUUUGCAUGAAGUAAGCCAUGAACGGACAGAGAAGUCCACCAGCCUGAAAUUGCGUCUCCCUGUGUCCAACAGGGAGAAACCAGAGGAGGGGAAAAUCCGCAUUAAGGUGCCAAAUGAGGAGAGCAGUGGUAGUAGCAGCAGUAAGAGUAGGGACAAGCACAGGAGCGGCUCUUCAUCUUCACACCACCAUCAUCACCACAAUAGCCAAUCCCACCGGCAACAUAAUCAGGACACAUCUAGCAGCUCAACUAGCAAACGCUCUUCUAUUUCUCUAGCAGCAGCUUCUCACAAAUCAUCAGCACCUUCACGAAAAAGGCCCCCAUCAGAAGAUAUCUCCAGUCACGAACUUCCUCCUCACAAAGUAAGCAGGACUUCUAAACUUCCCUCAGCCAACUUUCCAGUGGCACAGGCACCGCACAGAGCACGGAGCAGUCAUGACAAAACAGACAGAGAGCCCUCUGGUGCCAAUGGGCACGGUGCAUCAAAAGUCAUUGAUUACCAAGACACUGUAAACAUGUUACAUUCACUGCUGAGUGCACAGGGAAUGCAGCCCAUGCAACCCCCACAGUAUUUGCAUCAGUAUGGGGAGUAUCGCAGGCCUAGGCCUAGCAGCACAGACAAACCCAGGCCGCCACCCCUACCUGCUGAGCCCCCGCCACCUCUGCCGCCACUCCCCAAAUAAUUGCUAGCUCUGCAGGUUUACCCUGUAAGACUAGCUUAAAGGAGUUAUGUAGCCACUUUCUCAGCACUAUUUUACCAGCAUAUUGUUUUUUCCUGUGCUCUUCCAUGUACUUUUUGAUCAAGUAUAUCAUGUCUUAGGUUACAUUUUAAAAUAAUGAUCUUAUUACUUGUCAUUUCCAUGUUUCUUUAAUCUCUAUAAACUUCAAAGUAUGCCUGUUGUAUUUUCUAGAUAAUGGUCUGCCGGAAUCACCGUAGCUUCUUAUUUUACGCUUAUUUAUGUUGUUGACUUUUCUUUGUUGCUGCUCUUCAAACGGGUUAUAGGUUGUAAACAAAUAUGCCUUGGAAGCAGUGUUGACCCAGAGAUCAAAAUGCUGUGUUAUAGAGUUUAUCUAAGCGGAAGAUUAGAGGUACAGUUUGUCUUGAAUUGUUGGCAUGUUACAGUAUUUGAAGUGUGUCAUUUUCUCAUCUCAGGAUUUAUCUGAAGCUCCUCUGCAUGCCAGGUGGCGUCACUGUGUAUCAUGUAGGAUGAGUGUUUACAUAUGCCACUUCCUAAAGAGGUUUCGGAGCAUUGUGAAGAUAGAGUGCUCUGAAUAGAUUCUUUGUGUAUUUAAGCUAGUUUACCAUUGCUGGUCUUAAGUCUCUUUUCUAUUCUGCACCGGAUUGGUUGGCAUAUUUGAUGAUUACUUACAUUCAGUGGGGGGGAUUUUUUGCACUGUUAAUUUCCUUGUAUUUUAAUGUUCAGUCUAUACUGAAGAAUUGCUGUAAUAUUAUUGAGGCGUAUGGGCCAUUUCAUGUAAGGCUUAUCUGUUAUCUUCUGUGUAUGUUUUAUUGAAAGGGGAUAUAAGAUCAGGUUAGAGAACAAUGGAAGAAAAUGAUACAAACUCAGAAAUGACCACUUUUCAUAAUUGAGGGGUAAAUAUAGUAGGCUGUGUUUCCAUAACAGUUGCUAAUGGCUAAAUGAUCAUUUUUCUAGCUCGGUUGGUCCCUCCCCUUCACUACAUAUAACAUUUUCCUGGCAACAUCAGUUAUUUCUUGACUUACUAAACAGUGAGAUAUUAGUUCCAUAAAAGAAUUUCUGGUAAUGGUAGAUUCUCAAAAAGAUCACUUCAUCAUUCUGCUGUUUUCAUAACAGAGCAUCAGAGCUAAUGGAUUAAUAUACUUAAUAACUAAAAUAUGAUAGAAUACAGUGUUAAUUGUUAACCAUGUUUUCCAUUGUUGAUUUAUUAAGUAAAUGUUAAUGAUAUUAUCCAUACUGCUAUCCCCGUUCAGUUAUAGCCACCCCUACUGCUCUUGGACAGUGUUGAAACUGAUACAUAUGCUGUAUCUAUAUGACCUUAAGUUAAAAUGUUAUUACACAGUGUCUCAGUUGCACUGUGGAAUCACUGGUAAUGCAAUCUGAUUUCCCUAAAUGAACAGAGGCAGCAUGUUAGUCCAGCUGAAGGUGGGUACACACAGCGAUAUGACCGACAUGUCGACUACAUCACUCAGUGUGUACGCUCAGUUUGCGUGCUCCUGCGGUCGCAUGCAAUGUCGUCAGGGUUGAUGUGCUGUAGCAUGUUAAUGAAGGAUGGAACAUGAUCGUUCCGUCAUUCAUUAAAGUCACCCCAGUGUGCACGGGCAAUCUGGGCUGACGGGGAUUCGUUCCGAUGUCCGAAUGACUCCCCGUCGCUCCAGUGUUGUACCCAGCUUUAGUCUUGUGAUAUUAUGACAUGAAAUGUCCAUCCUCAUUCUAAAAGUACAUGCUUUGCUGCUUUUGUUAGUAUGCAAUGGCUACUUGUACUUCAUCAUUUCAACUCUUCUUACAUUGAAAUUUCACAUUAUUUUUUUUAUCUGCACGUACGGACAAAAUCAAUGUGAAAUCUGCCAAAUGUUAUGGGUAAUGGAACCCAAGACACAAACAGCUUUAUAGUUGACCUCCCUUAUGUAAGGCUGUUCAUUUCUGCGUAAAAUUUUAAAAAAGGUGGGUACCAGACACACUACACCAGAGAUUGUAAGGGGCUCAUUCACCAUGAAAUAUUUGCAAAUAUUCAGUAUCACCCCCAUGUAUGAAGUAUGGAUCGCAGAAGAUCAGCCCCCCUCCAUUUUCAACAGCAGCUGCAGAUACAGUGCAAGGCAUUCCUGAGCUUGGCCCCCGCAACUAAGGCCAUUUGAAGAUGGCAUUAACCCGUCAAAGCCUAUAGGCUACAAGUCGUAAACUUAGCGUGCAGAAGGUUCCUCUGAAACCCUCCCCGUAAAUCAGUGGCACACAUGCUUGGCCAGUGGACCAUUCAUGAGUCCCUCAACCACUCUGAGCACAUCGCAGGGUCGAGGUCCUUAUGGAACCCCUUUCCUUGUGGGUGUUUAGUGUUACAUCCCGGUGGAAUAAUAGCAUACUGCAGUGUGAUUCUGUGCGCUAAUAUCAUGCCCAGAUCAUGUUGCGAAUGCGAUUAUUGAUAAAUGGGCCCCUAUCAGUCUAAAGAACUUAAAUGCUUUAAUCACAUGACAAAUGAUCCUCUCAAUUUAAGUGAUUGAAGUUGGAGUUAUCCAGUAAGUAUAAACACCAGUUAUUUUAAAUGUUAUUUCACUCAGUAAUACAUCUUCUUACAUAGUAAUAUGCUAGACUGGCUUUACUUGAACGCUGUUCAUUUGCUGUCAUUUAUCAUUCUGUUGUGUGAUUCCUGUAUAAGGAACAUAAAUGAAUCCAUCAGUUGCUAAUAGCGCUUAGUGUGAAGGUCUUCCUUGUGCAGAUUUUUUUUUAUUGCCAGAAUACUGUAUUGUCCUAUUCCUGCAAUGCCACUUCAUUAUUCUCAGUGGGAUAAUAAGGUUGGAGAUUAGGGUUUAUUUCCCAUUUGCCUUGGGAUAAUGAAACUAUUGUUAAACUACAGUCCAGGUUCUAUAAGGAGAAGUAUUCCUAAACAUAGACACAAGCCUUAAUACACUACCUAAAAAGAAUCAGAUUUGACCCUUUGUUGCUGAAUGUUGUGUGGUUACAUAACACCAGCCUUUAGAGAGGAGAUACUGUUGUCUGCUGUACCUGAUAAUUAGAGAUCACUCUUCAUAAACCGUUUAGGGUUAUGUACCAUAUAUUGAAUUAAUUACAUUUUUAUAAUCUUGGCCCUGUAUCAUCCAAGACACUCAACAUGGAUACGUAAAUGCUAUGUAUAUGGGAAAGUAUAUUUGGCCUAGGCGAAAGCAUCAUAUUCUGAAUUUGUUUUGCUUGAGAAAGAGCAUUAGCAGUGUACAUUUUGGGAGCAAAUAUGUUUUUACACUGUGCCUCUGACCCAGGAUAUUGGCUGGGCAACUCAGGUCCUUGCUUGGUGUGAAAGGGACUACCUGGGCUUGGUGCCCCCAGAAUUCAUGGGACUGAUCCGGUUAGUCUUCAUUGGGAAAGCCAACAUGGAUCAUGCUAAAGGUAUGCAGAGCCGGAUUCAGCCUGGAGUGUGAACUUGGUUUCAAGCAGCUGGACACGGUUUUAAACUGUGUUCAAAAAUCCAGGUUGGAGCCAGGUUAUUGGCGUGAAAGGGGUAUUACUUUAGCUUUUUUGAUUAGUAGAAUAGCUCUUUCUAAACAUAACCUUUUGGUUAUUAAAGUGUACUGCAUACAGCCUACAGUUGUACCACUGCAUAUUCCCUAGGUUGUGUACAGAGGGGUAGGACAUCAAAUUCUUCAUUGAGGAAACCGGUACUGAGUGAAGAGAGAUGCAGAUGUUUAAACAGAUUGUGUAAGGGGCAGCAAGGAAGAAACAUACACCAUUCCAUAUACUCGCCAUCAAGAGUAAAAAAAACACAUUUUAUAUCUAUAUAUAUAUCUAUAUCUAUAUAUAUAUAUAUAUAUAUAUAUAUGUGGUUUCUUUUUUUUCUUUCUUUUUUUCAUUUUGCACCAAAAGCCCAUUACAUAGGACUAUCCUUGACAUUUUAGUUUUAUUGUAACUUGAUCAUAAAUUUCAGCCACCAAUAAUAAAUAUAUAUAUAUAUUAUAUCCCUUCUAGAAGAGAUACUCAUUAUAAUUAUAAUUUUGCUUACAUUUUGUUAAGUUCUUUUAUUUAUUUUUCCUUUCUGAGCAACAAUUCAAUAUGGAAAAUUUUGAAAGAAAUAUAUGUUUAUGGAUAAUGAGAUUGGUAUAUCAAUAGCGGGAGAACUAUAUUUCUUAGUAAAUAUAGUUAACAUGUCUAUGCAACGUUAGAGUGAUAAUUGUAGUUAGGUGGCUGCUUGAUCUCCUGGCAUCUCCUUAAAUAACAUAAAAAGAGGUCAAUCCAACUACCUGCGAGCACAUCAAAUGUGCGAGUUACCGCGGCAACAGCCACACUUUAUGGCAGCCUGAACUUACCCAAAACUGCUCACCGCCCCAUAGAGCUGCAAGCAGUUUUGCGUGAAUUCGGGCUGAGAUUGGACAAUGAGAUGCAGUACCAUUGCCUGCGUUUUAGCGCCAUGGCAAUGGCUUCUCGCACCCUUUGUGGGUUAUUGGAUUGACCCCAUAAUUAGUUAUACUGUACCUACUAAGACAUGAACACCAAGAUGUUUGCUAUUGACAUCUGUAAACUGUCUUUUAACAUCACAAAAUCAGUGUGAUGCCCAGGAAUGACCAUUAUUGGGUAUGCAUGAGAAUCCGUCCAACAAAUAAUUGCUGUCGUUCUGUAUGUGUGCUGCACUAAUAGAGUUUUAAGUGAAUUGGCCACUUGGUUUGAGCGAUGUAUGACCAGAUUUACCCAGUUUGCUCACUCAUAAUAGUGAUCAAACUGAGAAUGGAUCUUGUUACUUACAGGAAGGAAGGGAUCAGCCUAUGUGUGACCAGCAUUCUGAAUAACUAUAAUAUUUUACAGUUUGUGUACAAUAGGAUUUUUUUUCUUAAUUGGUCAAUGUUAUUUUCACAUAAAAAAUAAAAUACUUAUUUGGUAGUUUCCUUUAAAAAGUUUAGACAUGAGUCAUUCAUAUAUGGUACAAAGGGUAAAUUAAUGUAUGAUGGGAUAUACAGUAUGUAUAGAUUCCAAAUUUCCUACUUAUUGACAUCUACUAGCAUCUUGUGUCUGCUCAUGUUCUAAGCUAUGGCAGGAAUGGCUGUAAAGGGUUCAAGAGUAAAAGGUGUAUGUAAUAGUAAUUCUAAAACCCGCGCUCAACAUAUUAAUAGGCAGGAUUUUAGAAUGCACAGAAAUCAUUCAUGCUGGAGUAGACUGAUAAUUGAAGAUCUUCACACGUCAGUAAUUCAUACAGUUUACCUGUGUAAAACUGAUUAUUUGCUGCACAAAGUCAUGUCAAGAUUCGCUUGACAAAUCAAUUGCAAUAGGCAGUGGUUUUGGUGUGCAUUCAAGUUAGAUUUACUGUGGCAUAACAUACACAAAGAGUGUCUGCUUUGUUUUUCAGUAGGGAUGCGCUAAAUGAAUUUAUUUAUCUUUUUAGGAUUCAGACAAAUACACAAUUGCUUUACAAAAGAGUCUGCUUUAUUGCAAAUGAAUUUGCAUGUUACAGGGAAACAGAAGUCUAAUGCUGGUCCGACAAUCAUUUUAUCUGACAAGCUGAAACCAGCAGAUAUUGUGGUCACACACUGAGAUAUUUCACAGUAUAUGGCAACGAUAUCUGCAUUCCUUCACAGGGGAGGAACGGUCUCCUUGGCCCUCUUCUUGUGAAGGAACAGCGGAAAUGUUGGGACGUCGGCCACUGCAGCUCAAACACUGCCAGAUGUGGCAGACUAGUCAUUGAAUCUUUCAGGCAUAUUGGACGAUUUCAGCAUGUCUGACAGACCGAUAAUUAGUGGUUGGUCAUGGCAAAACACUGUACAAUUAUCUCGGCAAUCCGCUGUCGGAUCUGCCAGAUAAUUGUGUAGUGUAUCUCCAGCAUAACUGAUAUCAGGGUUCCGAUGCUCUUGUCCAAUUUCAUAACAUUCUAGCAGAACCUGAAACUUGCUUAAAAUUUUUAAGGAUUUAGCGCAUCCCUAGUGUUUCUUGUAUUUUCCCAUGAAUGGAAAAGAGAAACCUUACCUUACUAACAUGGAUAUUAUAUAGUCUCUGCCUACUAAAUUACAGGAUGAAUAUGUUCAAAAAGCAGCCUGUGAUCUGCCAUUCAGCAUUGCAAUGUUUUCCCUUUUUCGGGUGUUACGAAUUGGAAUUACUAAUUGAUCUAUUACAAUUUAUAUUUCUACAUAGAUCCAUAAUACUGGUUACAUGCACAGUAAACCAAGAAGUAAUUCUUUUCUGUUCCCAGAAAACAAGACAAAAGUAAUAAAAAUAAAAUAAAAAAAGAUCCAAAAGUGAAUAAAAUAUAAAGAAAAUUACCAUAUAAAAAUAUGAAAAUAAACUUAAAGUAUGAAAAAAACUAAAAUUUUAACCUGCUGUAAUUAAGGAUUUGCAUACUGAUGUUGAUUAAUAAGUGGUAAGCUUACUAGUAUAUGAAUAUUGCUUUUGAUUGUUGUGAAAGAUUUUUACUGUUUUAUUUGUUAUAUGAAACGAACUUAAAAAAAUCAGCAAGAAACAUAACUGAACUGUUUUUCUCUAAAGUUACAAUCAGUCCCUGCAAUAAAAUGAAUUGACAAGAACUGUGUGAGUUUGGGUAUGGAGGUGUUUGAACAUAAUAGUAUUAUGUACUUUGGCGUAUAGUAUUGUGUUCCUACCAAUGUCUGCUUUGGAGUCUGAAAUGGACCUAAAAACUAAAUCUGAAGAUCACGUGUAUAUCAUAGCUAAGAAAUGCCUAGCCUGUUAGGUAUUAUUUAUUUUUGUAAUAUAUUUCUGAAAUAUUUUUUUUCCUCUAGUGAAGAAACAAGGGUAUGUGGCACUGAGACUCUGGUUGAUAUUUAGAUAUGGGCAGGGGAGCAUGCUGCAAAGUAAGUUGUAUAGGUAGAAUAAUCAGUAACUGUCAUAUUGUAAUAUAAUAUAGUGGUAGUAAUGGAACCUUUGCCUCAUUAGGUCUUCUGACCAGGCAAAUAAUUUCUUUUUUCUUUUCUUUUUAUCCUUAUGAAGGUAAAUAUUUUCCAAAUACCCUUAAUGUGUGUCUGUUUAUACCAAUUGCUUCCUUUGAUGUGUACAUUUGUAUGAAGUCCUCUCCAUGAUCUGUAACUUUUAAUCAACUUCAUAAGUCUUUAAAUGUUGGAAAGUUCCCCUUAGUUCUGUUUAUAACUUAUUUUAAACAGUGAAUUUGAGUUUAAUUUAACGAGUAGAAGUGCCCAUUGAAUCUGUCUGUAGUACCCCUUGGUUGGGGUAAUGGGCUAAAUGUUUAGAAAUGCUUUUCUGCAGUAUUGUGUAUGCCUCUGUUUUUUGACCUGUGGCUUGUUUUGACACAUUAUUGUGUAGUUAUAGAAAUUAAUUUUUACUCCCAGAAAAGCAGAUAAAGCAAAGUAAUCAGGCCCGUAACCAUGUAUUUAUGGAAAUGUAUAUGCCACGCCGUAACAUUUUAUCCCCAAUGAAUCAGUUAAUCAGGAAACUAUAAGAUGGAAAGUUCUGGAUUCAAUAUGGAGAAAAGUUUUGCUGCUCAGAUUGCUAAAGGGAAUACUCUCCAAAAAAUUAUUUUUAGUAUCUACCAGGCUGUAAACCAUUUUUCAUUGACAUAAUUUGUUAAUGUGUAGACAGCAGAUCACUCACUCUGGGCCUGAUUUAGAUUCACAUGCAAUCUGCUCCAUCUGCAAUUUUUAAUUUUGCAUAAGCUCAAUAGGCUGAAUGAAACGCACUUACACCUCUUUACAGAUCUGCGGAGCUAUUCACAGUAGCACAGAAGUCAGCCAGGUUCUAUUGCUGCUAAAUUGUUGUAACUGGGUGUUCGCACUCAGUAUAUUUUGCCUAUUGGCCUAUUCAGAGGUAAGUGCACACAAGAUCAGGUCAAGAUAAAGCUGGUUCGCUCAGAUAGUGAUGACAACUUCUCACAAGCAGAUUUAUAUUCGGUCAAUUUUGAAUACAGGUGGAAAUCCACAGCUAGUUUCAAGAACAGAAUUUAACUACUUUGUGUACGACUCUGAAUCAGGCCCUCUGUGAUUGGAGGAAGAUUAAAUGUAGAACUCCACUCCUUUCCAUGUGUUGCUGUCUACAUAACAAGCAGAGAUAAUAAGCAUUCAUACAUUUACAACAGACAGUAACAGAAUCAUCUACAUUUCGCAGGUUUUAGUGUUUGGUACAGAUUUCUUUAAAUAAAUGAAACCAAUGAAAUUUAUAGCUGAACGGUGGUGUAUUUACAGUAUAAUGGCACAAAUAAGCCUGUAUUUCCACUGUGGCACCUUCAAGCAGUGUCACCAGGUAACGGAAAUGAUUGUACACUCAGGGUGAGGCUUUAGAAUGCAACACUGUACAGGUGAUGCUUGGGUAGGAAUAGGUUAUGUAUUUUGCAUGGACAGGGAAGAAUUGCAUAUUACAUGUUUGAGACAAGUUUUUAUACAUGUGGAGCAUUUUUGGUCAUUGUUUUUCUUCGAGGGUUUUUUUUUUUUUUUUUUGCUGACUGCUCUUUUUCACAAAAAUUUUUUCAAAAUAAAUGUUCUUAUUGCUAAUUAGGUCUAAUAAAUCAAUGCUUUGUGGUUGUAAAAUAAUGAUUUGGUUACCAAGGGGAAACUGCAGCUUAUUCCCUUGAUUGAACCGUUUUAUUUUGUAUUAAAUGCAUUUUAUGUUUAGAGGAAUUGCUUAAUGUUAUCCUAAUCAAGCUAUAAUAGUUUAUGUAGCAUUAUCAGGUCAUAUUGCAUGGUAUGUUGUAUUUCUCAUCGCCUUUUCAGUCUACAGUAAUUUUGUCGAUUGGCUAAAAAUGUUUCAUUGUACAAUUUAAAAUUUGCUUUAUUGGGAUGGAGGUACAAAAAAAUGUCAUUAGUUUUAUUGACAUUAAGGUACCAACAAAAAAAAAAUCCUGCUCAAAAUAAUCUCAACUGAAACAUAAUCUUGCCCUGUUAGAUUAUUGUGCAGAGUGCUACAAUUUACCCGUAUAAUUUAUAGUACUUGCCUGUUUUAAACUCUAAAAUGUGCUGUCAUUGUGGGAUGACAGAUUUUUAAAGAUGGGACUCUCCGUGAUCUGUAACCAAGGAAACAAACUGUGGACUGUAAUAAGUGUUUCCCUGGUUUUAGAUGUGACUGUAGUGGAGUGGUAGUGGUAGAUUUAUUAAAGCUUCCAAAAAUGAAAACGUGUUGCCCAUAGCAACCAAUCAUAUUGUGUCUAUCAUUGCAUCCUAGAAAAUGGUAGAAUCUGGUUGCUAUGAGCAACACCACCACUUUUCAUUUUUUAGAAGCUUUAGUAAAUCUACCCCAUAGCCUAUCUGUCAAAUGGCAGCAAGUAAUUAAUUGAAUUAAUUCAAAGCUUUGUAGUUCCGACUUUUGCGCAACAUAACAAUUGCUAAGUACUAUCAGUGUUGAGGAAUUCUGCAUUUACCCUACUACUUUCUCCUGUAGUUAGAAUUUGCUAUUAGCUAGAACCUCUGCAUCGCCAGAGAUGCUAAACCACUUAUGUCAUGCAGGAUAGUGGCUUACGCCUCACAAUUGUCACACUGCAGUCAUUCAGACCAUCUUGCACGUUUACACGUUUUACUAAUGAAAACACCCUGAAUCUUGGUGAAACAUUUAUUUUAUUUUCUCAUCAGACCAAAGAGCAAAAUGGUUUUGCUGGGAGUAGGGAAGUGGGGAAUGUCUCAGGAACAGAAGUGAUAUGGUGCUGGUACGGUACAGGGACAUUUUGCUCAUGGAGAACAUUCUCUGCUGUGAGCAUCCAGAGCCCAACAAUAGUCUCUCCUUUUCUUGUAUCUGUGGUGAAAAUAACUGACAACAAUGACAGCAAGGGCUUACUACUACAGCUUGAAUGUUGUAAAUUAAUUUUAUAUUCCAGCCAAGAAAUGUUUAAUAUCUUGCUAUGAAUACAUUUCUAUCUACCCAUCACAUUGAAUAAAUGUUUAAGCAGAUAUAAGAAUG